UCAGGUAGGUGGAUCUGGGUGACAUUGGUCGUCCGCACCCGCUGGGGUUCAGGUUCAGAGAAGGCGUAAGUCUCGCGCCUGGAACUUUUAUUCUUUUGAACGUCAGGCCUCUGCUGCAAACAUGCUCCGUCAGAUCAUCAACCAGGCCAAGAAACAUCCAAGUUUGAUCCCCCUCUUUGUGUUUAUUGGAGCGGGAGGUACUGGAGCAGCACUGUAUGUGACUCGCCUGGCCCUGUUCAAUCCAGAUGUAAGUUGGGACAGGAAGAAUAACCCAGAACCCUGGAACAAACUGGGUCCCAAUGAUCAGUACAAGUUCUACUCUGUGAAUGUGGACUACAGCAAACUGAAGAAAGAAGGCCCAGACUUCUAAAUUAAAAAAUCCCUCACAAUAAAGCUGCUUAAAAUGAAGGUCUUUCAGAAGCCAUCCGCACAAUUUUCCACUUCACCAGGAAAUAACUCCUGCAAAUGCAUGACAUAAUUAUGUUUGUUUGUUGGAUUUAUUAUACUGAUUAAUAAAUCGCUGAAACUUGA
Molecule: messenger RNA, 531 nt
Organism: Perognathus longimembris pacificus (Pacific pocket mouse)
Lineage: Eukaryota; Metazoa; Chordata; Mammalia; Rodentia; Heteromyidae
Gene: Coxfa4
Product: NDUFA4 mitochondrial complex associated
Exons: 4
Coding region: 122-370 (82 amino acids)
Source: RefSeq, a predicted model, not a curated record